This is a messenger RNA of Scutellospora calospora, 591 nucleotides long. The record is from the annotation of a GenBank genome assembly. Lineage: Eukaryota; Fungi; Glomeromycota; Glomeromycetes; Diversisporales; Gigasporaceae.
AAAAAACCCUCUCCCUGGACCCAUACCAUGGCCAAUUAUAGGUAUGUGGGAAAGCGAUAUGGCGAUGGCCAAUAAAUUUCAAAAAAAAUAUGGUGAUAUCUGGGAAGUCUGGAAAUGGUCAGAAAGACAUGUAUGGAUAGGUCGUGCGGACUUGGUUACAAAAUUGCUUAAUCCUUCUCAUUCAAAUAAUAAUUUUCCUUUUCGUACAACCGAAAAUGAAGGCCUUGAUUUAAUGGAUAUGACAUCUAAGGGUGUAGUUUUUAAUCUUGAUUGGAAUAGUUGGAAUUUUAACCGAAAUUGCGUGAAUCGAAUUUUGAAUUCACAGAAAUUUUUAAGGCAAUCUAUAGUUUGCACUCAAAAUCUCUUUACAGAAAUGGAAAAUUAUUGGUUAUCAAAUGGUCUUGAUAAAGAAUUGGAUCUCGCACAAUGGAUGACGAGAUUUAUGACUGAUUCUACUCUUAUUACGACGACAAAUAAAAAUUUUUAUGCUUUGGCUAACUAUUAUGAUACAUUGUCUAACACGGAAUCUUCGAAAUACCCUUUGAAAGAUUCCGAAAGAUUUGUUGCAGCUAUUAGAACACAUUUUAUGGC